GUGGCGGCGGGAGCGCUGGCGGCCAUGUCGGCGGGCGGCGGAGCUCCGCGGGACUCGGGCACCGCGGGCGGGCGCCGCAGCAAAUGGGACCAGCCGGGCCCCGCGGGGGCGCUGCUGCUGCCGGGGCCGUUCCCCGAUGGCUCCCCCGGCCCGCGCGGCUCCGGCAGCGCCGCCGCCCCCUCAGGAGCGCUGGACGCGGCCGCGGCCGUGGCGGCCAAAAUUAACGCGAUGCUGAUGGCAAAGGGGAAACUGAAACCCGCGCCCGGCAACGGCGACAAGCUGCAGGCAGUGGGCAAAGGCUCCGUGCCCGGGAAGAGCAAAGAUGAUCUGGUGGUGGCCGAGGUGGAGAUCAACGACGUCCCCUUGAGCUGCAGAAACCUCCUGACCCGGGGACAAACACAGGAUGAG
Messenger RNA from Malurus melanocephalus (red-backed fairy wren), 408 nucleotides. Its product is annotated as KH homology domain-containing protein 4-like. The annotation marks the transcript as partial. The transcript has 3 exons. The record is from RefSeq and is a predicted model, not a curated record. Gene Ontology annotation, molecular function: RNA binding. Gene Ontology annotation, cellular component: nucleus. Lineage: Eukaryota; Metazoa; Chordata; Aves; Passeriformes; Maluridae.